Messenger RNA from Monomorium pharaonis (pharaoh ant), 1894 nucleotides. RefSeq lists its product as uncharacterized. Gene Ontology annotation, cellular component: nucleus. The record is from RefSeq and is a predicted model, not a curated record. NCBI's taxonomy places the organism in Eukaryota, Metazoa, Arthropoda, Insecta, Hymenoptera, Formicidae. The transcript has 2 exons. Bases 299 to 1894 code for a protein of 531 amino acids. Gene Ontology annotation, molecular function: DNA binding.
UAGGGGAAGUUCGCCUAACGCCGGACGGCACCUAUUGCCGGACACAACAAAUAUCUAUACAUAUAGAAACGCGACAGAAAACGCUAUAGUGGCAAAAGGAGAAAGGGAGGGAGUAAUAACCUUGGACCUAGCGACACGCUUUUGCGACACGCAGUAAACAAAUAGGAACUAUCAAUCGUUGCGCUCGGAAGAAAAAAAUUGUACUGCGUAAAUUUUAGAAGAGUAUAUUAUCAAAACUCUUGUGAUUAAAUAUUGACUUAUAUUUUUAUUAAGUAAUUUGAAAAACCUAGGAGGCAUUAUGGAGAAUAAAAAGAAAGGAUCAUGGGAUAAGGAUAAUUUGAAAACUGCUCUUGAUAAAGUUUUGUCAAAAAAAAUGGGACUGAGAGAAGCUGCACUAAAGUAUAGUAUUCCUAAAAGCACUUUACAUGACAAAAUAACCUGCCUAAAGUCCGGUGAAGAAAUUGCAUUGCAGCCUAAGCUUGGUAGAUUCACCAAAACAUUCCUACCAGAAUAUGAAGAACAAUUAUUGAACCAUGUAAAAGACUUAUCUAAUCGAUGUUUGCCACUUAUGAAAAAAGAAUUUUUAAAGUUGGCAUAUGACUUAGCUGUAGAGCUAAAGCUUCCUCAUCGCUUCAACACUGAAAAAAGAACAGCUGGUAAACAUUUUUACUAUGAUUUUAUGGCUAGACAUCCUGAUUUAUCACUAAGAACACCCGAGUCUACGAGUAUGAUGCGAGCUGUAGGUUUUAAUAAGCUGCAGGUAGAUUUGUUCUUCUCAAAUCUUGAAAAACUCAUGAAUCAAUAUAAUUUUCCUCCUUCUAACAUAUAUAAUUGUGACGAAACGGGAGUUAGCUGCGUACAAAAACAUCAAAAAGUUUUAGCUCCAAAAGCUGUACGCCAAGUAGGAAAGCUUACUUCAGCUGAAAGAGGCAAGAACAUUACAAUCAUGUUUUGCAUGAGUGCUAAUGGAUAUUUCAUACCACCGUUUUUUAUCUUUCCAAGAAUGAAAAUGAAUGAACGCCUUAUGAUUAAUGCUCCCUCACAGAGUGAAGGUGUCGCUCAACCAAAAGGUUGGAUGAAUAGUGACUUUUUCUGUCAAUGGUUAAAACAUUUUGAGAAAUUCUCACAUCCUUCAAAAGAAUCACCUGUGCUUCUUCUCCUAGAUGGUCAUAGCAGCCAUAAAUCAUUGGAUGUCAUAAAUUUUUGUAGAGAACAUAACAUUCACUUAAUUAGUUCACCACCGCACACAACUCACAAAUUGCAACCUCUUGAUAGAACUUUUAUGAAGCCCUUCAAAAAUGCUUACCAUGAGCGAUGUGACAUGUGGAUGAGAGCAAACGCAGGAGCACGAAUAACUGAUUAUGAUAUUGCAGGCCUUGUUGGUGAAGCGUUCACAAAAGUAGCUCGAUUAGACAUUGCGGUGUCUGGUUUUAAAUGCACAGGAAUUUAUCCGUUUGAUAAAAAUAUAUUUUCAGAUAUUGAUUAUCUACCAAGUGAUAUGACAAACGUUCCAUUAGAAGAAAUAAGGACUCAGACCGCUCCUGUAGCUUCCAAAGUCUUAGAUGCUGUUCCUGUUCGUGACACACAAAUGACAAAAGAAAUCCAUCCGUCUACUAGUUCUGUUCCAGAUAUUUCCAAAAAUUUAUUGAAGUUAUCCCCGUUUCCCGAUGCUGCAAAGAAGCGUUCCGAAGCAAGGAAGAGAAAAUCCGAAAAAAGUCAAAUUCUCACUUCAUCUCCGUAUAAAAUAUUAGUUGAAGAAAAAGAGAAUGAAAGAAAAGGUAAAAAAGCAAAGAAGAGCCUUGAAGAGCUAUAUAAAGAAACUAAUUUACCUGAUAAGAAAAAAAGAAACAAAGCACCGAAAACAAACAGCAGUGGCACAUUUAUCCGGGCCUGA